GCUCUGGCUGGGCUGUCUUCCUGGCCCUCACCCCUGUUUCCUUGGCUGUAGAUCCCUUUAAAUUGGAAGGAACAAUUUCCAACUCCUCCAUCUUUGCUGUUCUCGUGGUCGGGUUGGGGGACAGACAGUCCCUUCCUCUCCAUUCUGUCGCUCUGUCAGGGCCUCUUCAUUCCGCAUCUCCACCCUUAUCCCCCUUCCCUUUUCCCUGUCCCCGUGUCCUGUCCACCCGGACCUUCCCUCCUGCUUCUCCCCCUGCUUGCCCAGCUCCUGUGGCCGCUGCACCCUGUUUCCCCUCCCUCUCCAUCACCCCUAGCCUGCUCUCCUUGAGCAUCCUGCAGGCUUCGCAGCGUGGUGCCUCCUCCCAGUCCUGCUGUCUCAGGACUGACCCUGGCCCCGGCCCUGUGCCACCUCCUCUUCACCGUCUGGUCCCUUCUCCCCCCAACCCACCUUCCCUCUCAGCUUCUUUCAUUAACUUCACUGGGCACUGCCCACUUCCCCACGCCUUUCCCGUCCCAUUCCGCUGUUCUCUAAGAGGACUUCACGCACACAUUCAGGGCCAGAAUCCAGAGGAUCCGUGUGUCCAUCUCCUCGUUCAUUCUGCGCAGCCGGCCCCACCCCCCGCCCUUCUUUUAAAACCAACCAUGCAGAUUCUUUCAGGAGUCUUUACCCAGGAGAGCUACAUUUGUGGGGGUGGCCUCUCCCCAACUCCACCUCCCUUCAGAGGGCACCUAGGCAUUUGGAUGAUUAAACACUGAGCAAAAUUAUGUUCUGUAGUUUUGCGCCCACCAACCUUCUCUCUUUCUCUAUGUCUCUUUCCCUCCAUCUCUUCUCCCCUCCUGAAGUUACAGAUUCCUGGGGCCUAACCAUAAGACAAAUGCCUUGGACUCCACGUGGGGUGGGCAGGCUGGGAUGUUCCUCUCUCGAUCGCUGGCGCUCUCUCGCUCGCUCUUGCUUGCUCUCUCUCGCUCUCUCUGUCUCAGAUUGACUUCCUUUUCCCUCCCCCACUCCCAGACUCCCUCCCUCUCUGUAGGUGCUCAAGGCAUCACAAGGUUCUUGACUCUAAAUUAAGAUCCAAGACAAGCUUGGAGCUGUGGGCAGAGGAAGUGAGAAGGAAGGAAGCCAGAGAAUAAGGGCUGAAAAUCUGGGUCACAGCUGAGGAAGAUCUCGGACAUGGAGUCCAGGAUGUGGCCUGCACUGCUGCUGUCCCACCUCCUCCCUCUCUGGCCACUGCUGUUGCUGCCCCUUCCCCUGCCUGCUCAUGGCUCUUCCUCCUCCCCACGAACCCCGCCAGCCCCAGCCCGCCCCCCAUGUGCCCGGGGCGGCCCCUCGGCCCCACGCCAUGUGUGCGUGUGGGAGCGGGCACCCCCACCAAGCCGAUCCCCUCGGGUGCCAAGAUCACGUCGGCAAGUCCUGCCGGGCACUGCACCCCCUGCCACCCCAUCAGGCUUUGAGGAGGGACCUCCCUCAUCCCAGUACCCCUGGGCUAUUGUUUGGGGCCCUACAGUGUCUCGAGAGGAUGGGGGAGACCCCAACUCUGCCAAUCCUGGAUUUCUGCCCCAUGACUAUGGUUUUGCAGCCCCCCAUGGGCUGGCUACCCCACACCCCAACUCAGACUCCAUGCGGGGUGAUGGAGAUGGCCUCAUCCUUGGAGAAGCACCGGCUACCCUGCGGCCAUUCCUGUUUGGGGGCCGUGGGGAAGGCGUGGACCCUCAGCUCUAUGUCACAAUUACCAUCUCCAUCAUCAUUGUCCUGGUGGCCACUGGCAUCAUCUUCAAGUUCUGCUGGGACCGCAGCCAGAAACGGCGCAGGCCCUCGGGACAGCAAGGUGCCCUGAGGCAGGAGGAGAGCCAGCAGCCACUGACAGACCUGUCCCCUGCCGGGGUCACUGUGCUGGGGGCCUUCGGGGACUCGCCCACCCCCACCCCUGACCAUGAGGAGCCCCGAGGGGGACCCCGGCCUGGGAUGCCCCAGCCCAAGGGGGCUCCAGCCUUCCAGUUGAACCGGAUUCCCCUGGUGAAUCUGUGAUGCCCCCAGUGUUGGGGUGCCGCCAAGCAGGAGGCCAAGGGGCUGGCAUGGCCCCCAUCCCACUGAGGGUGGGGCUGCUGUGGGAGCAGGGGGGCCCACAGGUGUUCCUGGCUCCUGCCCCUGCGCCCCUGCUGCAACACCACUGGCCCCCUAGGCAAUCCUAGCUGCUCACCCUCCUUUAGGUGGGGGCCAUCCAUACUGGUGGUGUCUGGUACCCUUUCUCCACCCUUGCACACUCACAUGAAAGCCUUGCACACUCACAGGCCAUUGCGCACACUCAUGCUCUCGUCCAGUCUUCUGCACCCUCUCCCAGGCACAUCUCUCCUCCCCGCGGGUCUCUCACAGUCUCCCUUCUGUUUCAGUUGUCACUUUCUGCCCCCCGCAUCUCCUACUCAGCUCGGUCAUGCUGUGGUCAGUGGGUGACUUGACCGUUAAAACUCUCCUGUGCAUUUCCUCCCCCCAUGUCGUGGUGUUACGUGUGUCGUGCUUACACUUCCCUCACGAACACCUGCUGAUCCAGUUUCUGUGGCCCCUGCAUGCUGUCCCAGACGUGGGUGGGAGGUGAGCUGGGGGCUCCGUGUGCCCCUGCCUGUCCCAGUCCCAUCCCAUUCCAUGUCGCGUGUCUCAUGGUCUCCCCCACCCCACUUCCAGGGCCUGGCAUUACCCUGAGGGCUGCACUACAUGAGAAAGGGGCUCCCAUUUGCCCUUCCCUCCCUCCGAAGUCCCUUUGUCUGUCUGUCCUGGCUGUCUGUCUGUCUGUGUGCAUCACUCUCUGGAAUUCAGAGCCCCUGAGCCAAUCCUUCACUCCCUAGUCUCCCUUAGGGCUCCCCUAACGCCACCCAGGCUGCCAGGGACUGGACCCAGCUGGUUCAAGGCCAUCGGGAGCUCUGCCUCCCAAUCUACCCCUCCCCGCCCCAGCCUUCCUCGCACCCCUCCUGCCCUCCCUCCUUUGUUCUCCCCCACCUUCUACCUUCCUUCUUCCUCUCUUACCUGGCUCCUAUGCUGUGAUAUAUAUUUUUGUAUUAUCUCUUCUUGUGGUGAUAAUCUUGAAUUCUUGUGGGAUGUAAGUUUCAAAAUUUUCAAAUAAAGCCUUUGCAAGAUACCUGAGUCCCCUGG
Talpa occidentalis (Iberian mole) is the source of this 3141-nucleotide messenger RNA. It is a transcript of the gene PIANP, whose product is annotated as PILR alpha associated neural protein. Lineage: Eukaryota; Metazoa; Chordata; Mammalia; Eulipotyphla; Talpidae. The record is from RefSeq and is a predicted model, not a curated record. The transcript has 6 exons. Gene Ontology annotation, biological process: regulation of immune response. The coding region runs from base 1171 to 2025 and encodes 284 amino acids. Gene Ontology annotation, cellular component: membrane.